Messenger RNA from Microdochium trichocladiopsis, 3165 nucleotides. RefSeq names its product heterokaryon incompatibility protein-domain-containing protein. The transcript has a single exon. Gene Ontology annotation, molecular function: protein binding. The record is from RefSeq and is a predicted model, not a curated record. NCBI's taxonomy places the organism in Eukaryota, Fungi, Ascomycota, Sordariomycetes, Xylariales, Microdochiaceae. The coding region runs from base 103 to 3135 and encodes 1010 amino acids.
GGUUUCCACGCCUGGAUGGGGAGCCAAGCCCCUACUUUGGCUCAACUCUGAAGACCGACAACUCGAGUGGGCCAACGGGUAAUCUUGGCCAAAACUGUCGAUAUGUCUGCUUCUGCUACCGCGCAACAUUACCAAUACCAGGCAAAGCUCGAGGAGCGAGGAGAGAUCCGCCUGAUCAACGUCAGCCGCAAGCCUGGAGGCCUGAUCCAAUGCUCUUUCAUCCAUGCGCAGCUUUUCCGGACAAGCAUCAGCAACAAAAGCCUGUGCGACGAUGUCGAUGUGGAGGACAAGUGGCGCUGCGACUUGCCCUACUCCGCCAUCUCCUACAACUGGGGCAGCGACUUGAGGGAGGAGACAGUAGAGGUUGAGGGGAGGCCGUUCCCCGUCACUACUAACCUCUUCAAUCUCUUGCAUGAAAUCUGCCUCAAGCGGCCCGGCGACUUGUUUUGGGCCGAUGCGAUUUGCAUUGACCAGGGCAACCAUGCCGAGAAGAGCCACCAAGUCCAGCAAAUGCCGCACAUCUACGAAGCCGCGGAGCAGGUGUGCAUCUACCUGGCGGGCUAUCACCUGAGCGGCGCGAACUCUGCGCUGAUGCAGGCACAAGAGAACUUCGACCGCAGUACACGAGGCCAAUAUUGGCCUGCAGACAGUCCCAUGUGGGAGUCGGCCUGGAAGGGCAGCCGGGCCGGCAUCGAGCUCAACGCGCUCUGCACCGAGGUAGAGCAAAAGACAGCUAUGAGGAUGCUCUACUCGCACCCCUGGUUCUCGAGGGCAUGGAUCAUACAGGAAGUAGCCAAGGCUAGGACAGCAGUCAUCUACUGUUCCGGCCACCGCGUCUCGAGCAGAGUGUUCGCCCUCAUGCCGAGGCUAAUACCCCUCGAACUGGGGGCACACCGCCAGGCGAUACUCGACAUCAUGCCAGGACCGAGCCGCCAGACGUCGUGGUGGAGGGAAGACCGGUCACUUCUCAGGCUUCUGCACAAGUUCAGUGGAUCACAAGCGCGUUUCCGCCAUGACAAGAUUUACGCAUUGCUCGGGAUUUGCACCGACUCGGCAGCCAGGGCGGUGUUGCAGCCCGACUAUCACAAGGGAGAAGAAGAAGUCGCUCGCGACGCAGUGGCUCUGUUGUAUUCGAUACCUAGACAUGUUCUGGACGAGGUGCCGCUCAACAUCCAGUAUUUCUUCGAGGCUCAAGACUCGGCCAUGUUUGAACGAAAGUUGACGUCUGAGCCAUUCGACUUGAUUAUCGGUACAGAGGACGACGAGUUCAAUAGUGGCGGCGAAGAGGACGACAAGGACGACCAGAAGUGGGGCAAGAAAGUCUGGUCCAGUGCUUCCGACUUCGUUGCUCUGGGCUACAUUACCAGCUGUUUACCGAGCUCCAGCUUCAAUCACCAGGAAAUAGGGGAGCGGGACGGUGACCGUCUAUGGAACCUGGCAAGAAUAUUCUUUGGCAGGGCCAGGUUACUCAACUGGAGUCUCAAAUUUGCCUAUUCGGUGGGUGCACGGCAGGCAUUUGCCACUGAUGCUGCGCUCCCCAACACCAAUGAGCUUGCUGCUGCUGCGUAUUCCAGGUGUGCUUGGAGGAUUGAAGCGGUGAAAGGACCAGACAAGCAAGUCAGCAGCAGCGAGACCCUAGGCCCAGGCGGAAUGUUGCUGUCCACAGCUGCCACGCAGCUCGCUCAGUCACGGGACGUUGUGCGUGCCCUGUCUCGCAAGAUGGGCCAGGGUGCAUAUAGCAUCCUGCGGAUCAUGCUCAGGAACUUUGAGCUGAAGUCCAAGGACUCGGGGCCCAGCCUGCUCGAAACGAUGCUGCGUUACAGCAACGCCCCGGCUACAGUCUUGUCCUUGCUGAGGGAGGAUGAUCUUGUCCAUGCCAUUCCUUCGAGUGCCAUUCUCAUACAUGCACUAUGGGAUAACAAGCAAUGCGGUAGGGAGAUACUGCGGGAGAUACUGCGCGACAUCCUUGACAGCACGGCGCGCCAGAGACAUCCUGAGAUUCAACCACGGCACCCACCAGCCAUGGUUCUCGGCACAGUGCCCUUUCUCGACGAUCCCAAUAAGUUUUGCCUUUCAGACUACGAGCUCAUAAAUAUCUGCACGCGUUUUGGUCACACGGACGAGGUUGAAUACUGCUUGCAGUCUCUUCCGCCAUCAAACGACAAUCGAGUCCUCAUCACCGCGCCAAACCUACAACUGCUUAGAAAAAGCAAGCUCACGGACCCACCAAUCUCUCUGGCCAUCUUGAGACUUUCAGAAGUCCUCAAUUUCUCUUUUUCCUUGUCGGGUCUGCUAGCACUGAUCAAGGCCUGCAACCAGGACGAGCUGGGUGCUCUUGUUCGCGCACAGACGAAGACAGCCGACAUCUGCAGGUUCUUGAUACUCCCCAGCCUCAUGCUCCGCCCCGGUGCGAGCACCUCCGAUGAGCAGCAGGUGGCCGAUCUCGUAGCAGCGAUUGAGUCGGAGCUCGAGGCCAACACCACCACGAGUGAGAGCCCCGGAACGACGGCAGAAUCAACUCCAUCACAGAGUCCGCGGGAACAAAAUAGGGACGACGACGACGAACAUAGCACCCUCCCGAACAACCUUGAACGCUUCGCGGCACUGAUCCUAACGUCGGGGUUUCGAGACAACAACAGCCUCGACCCGGCAGACCGAACCACAGGCUGGUCGCCACUGACGAGGGCGGCGGCCAGGGGAGACGUCAAGGCCGCGGAACGGCUGAUCAGCCACGGAGCGGACAUAACUGAGGCGGACGACUAUGGAUUCACCCCCCUGACGUGGGCGCACUGGCUGUCCCAGCAAGCCAUGGUGGACCUGCUGCUCGAGAACGGAGCUCUGAGCAGCCUGGCGGGAGGAGGCACAUCAUCAAGGGCGUAUAAUGCCGUGUUUGGAGAGUUUGACACGAUACCAACGUCUUCUUCCAGCGGCGGCAGCAGCGCACCGGCGGUGGACGGGCCGGAGGUCAUUAUACCGAGCAGGUAUCUGGAGAUGUUUGAUAGCUUCAUCUCGAAGGUGAUUCAGACUCGGCCGUGGCAUAGUGGGCUUCGUGCUGGUGCCUCGCGAAAACGGAGCCGCGCAUGGGAGUGGGCCGAGAGACACCCACGAGACGAAAUCCCGGUGGGGGAGCUGUAAUUCUCUCAGAGCUGUUUGUCGUUUUCCCCG